Messenger RNA from Erpetoichthys calabaricus (reedfish), 1846 nucleotides. RefSeq names its product ankyrin repeat domain 9 (gene ankrd9). NCBI's taxonomy places the organism in Eukaryota, Metazoa, Chordata, Cladistia, Polypteriformes, Polypteridae. The record is from RefSeq and is a predicted model, not a curated record. Bases 451 to 1341 code for a protein of 296 amino acids. The transcript has a single exon. Gene Ontology annotation, molecular function: protein binding.
GCGAUAUUAGUGAUGAUAUGACAAGACAAGUCACUGACAGAUGGCAGCUAUUAUGACCAUUCACGGCACACGAGCGAAACGUGCAAAAACACGUCUGCUAAAUGUCCACACCCGACGAUUCUCUUACCAACAAAGGGCACUGUGUUUAAAACACGGCUGCGGUAUUUCAUUCGGCUAGCGGAGUAUUGUAUGACAAGUGCGUCCGAAGCCCCUACUAAAUUAUUGAGGCAUUCGCACGUCAGAGUGCUGGAAAGUUUGAAGACGGUCUACUCAAGUUUUAUCAAAGCCCGGCCACGCCCCUUACUGCACAGGGCCAAUAGAGCCGAUCCGCGAUGUUCCGCGUUCCCGACGCCUGACUGAACAGAGAUAAAAGCGAAGCCACAGUGCCGCGGAGGGGUUUUGGAAGAUUUCGUAACGGACACUUGGGGUGCUUAUCUGGCUCGAGCAACAAUGCCCGGGGAUCUAGAAGAGAAAGAAAGCAGCAGUCACUCAACCGUAAGGGGGCACUACCGCUCCCAGAAGCAAUGUCAGAAAAGCUCAUUUGCGUUCUACCAGGCUGUGCGGGACUUACUCGCCGUAUGGAUUCUAGAGGACAUGCGGAGCAUGGAGGUGUUCCACUGGGAGGACGAUGGCAGGGCUCUCGCUUUUUCCCCGUCCGAAGCGUUACUCUAUGCAGUAGUGCAUGAUCACAUGCCGUACGCCCGCUACCUGCUGGCCACAUAUUCGCUGCGAGCCCUUGACGUACCCAGCCGCAGCUUCUGCUGCUGUCCGGCCUCGGCUGCGCCGCAUAUCACAGUGGCCGUCCGCUACAAUCGCACUGGAAUUCUGCGCCUUAUUCUACAGACUUUGAAAGGCUGCACUGCUGCAGAGCGAUCUGCCUACCUGAACCGCAGAGGCUGUUCGCAUCUGGACAACGGUCGAACCCCUCUUCACCUGGCCUGUGACUUGGGCCGUCCCGAAUGUGUUGCCCUGCUACUUGGACACACCGCCUCUCCAUACGUAACGGACUGUAACGGUGACACUCCGCUGGACAGCCUCCUGCGCCUGAUGUGCCACAGUGACCUCGACAGACGGCGGCAGCGCGCCUGCCUUCGCCACUUGCUGUUAUUCAUGCCCGAACUUCGCUUCAGUAUGCGGAGACAAAUGCGGGAGCAGCCGGAUAUUUGGACACACAUGCUGGGGGAGCAGACCUUUCUAUACUUAUCCGGUUGGGCUCCCCCCACGCUCUUCGUCUGCGCUAUGCAGACGUUGAUCAGAACGAUCUCUCCUGAUAAUUUACCAGAUGGACUGGAAGAACUGCCGGUGCCAACACUGCUGAAGCCACUGGACGUUAGGCUGUGAUGCCAGCUGAGAAGUGACUAGACGGGUAGGGUGGGCCGAAACUGGACUAAAGAUAUAAUUCUCAGGGACAUUACCGGUUGCCCUGUAUGAACAUCAAGUACCGUUUCGGCCAGUGUUUGGAUGCAGGGUAGGGGGAUAAUAAAUGGUGCAGAAAUUGCAAGGACGAUAUUGAAACAGAUGCACCCGCCAUGGUCAAGCAUCAAGGCAGAGACCGCAGCAGCAGGACCAGAGAAACUCCUUUGCACUAGUUGCCUGUUGACAGAUAACUCAUAAGUGUUAUCAAUGCUAGAUGAACAAAGCUACAUAUUUAUUUUUUAUUUUAACCACUUGAUGGCACAAGUGACUCUGAAAAUGACAUGUAAACAUUGUAUGUAGUACAUACUUAUUUAAAUCUGAAAAAAGAUGCCAUAUUUUUUUACAAUAAUGCUUUAUGAAAUUGAUGAGCUGUGUUUCAAGUCAGAGGGUUAUAUUGCCUUAAAUAAAAUGAACCAUUAUAUUUUAAAAA